This is a messenger RNA of Microthlaspi erraticum, 4296 nucleotides long. NCBI's taxonomy places the organism in Eukaryota, Viridiplantae, Streptophyta, Magnoliopsida, Brassicales, Brassicaceae. The record is from the annotation of a GenBank genome assembly.
AUGAAGUACGUUCUUGUAACAGGAGGUGUUGUGAGUGGAUUAGGUAAAGGAAUCACAGCAAGCAGUAUUGGUGUUCUUCUUCAAUCAUGUGGUCUUCGCGUUACUUGUAUCAAAAUCGAUCCUUACCUGAACUAUGAUGCUGGUACCAUAUCUCCUUAUGAACAUGGCGAAGUGUUUGUCUUAGACGAUGGCAGUGAGGUGGAUCUUGAUCUUGGGAACUACGAGAGGUUUCUAGGUUCAACAUUAACUCGAGAUAACAAUAUCACUUACGGAAAAAUUAGUCAGUAUGUAAUGGAUAAAGAGAGGAAAGGAGAUUACUUAGGGGCUACUGUUCAGAUUAUUCCUCACAUCACUGAUGCUAUAAAAGAAUGGGUGGAGAGAGUUGCAAUGAUUCCUGUAGAUGGCAAAGAAGGUCCUCCUGAUGUUUGCAUCAUCGAAUUAGGAGGAACUAUAGGAGAUAAAGAAUCCGGGCCAUUCACUGAUGCACUUAGCCAAUUGUCAUACACUGUAGGAACUGAGAAUUUCUGUCUGAUCCACGUCACCCUUGUGCCUGUGCUUAGUGUUGUAGGUGAACAGAAAACAAAACCAACACAACACAGCAUUAGAGAACUACGAGGCCUUGGCUUGACACCUAAUAUCAUAGCUUGCCGGAGCACAAAGGUACUUGAAGAGAAUGUCAAAGCAAAGCUAUCUCGAUUUUGCUAUGUUCCGAUUCAGAAUAUCUUCUCUCUCAAUGAUGUUCACAACAUCUGGCACAUUCCUUUGUUGCUCAAGGAUCAGAAGGCUCAUGAAGCAAUCUCAAAAGUCUUGAACCUUGCUGGUAUAGCUAAAGAACCUUCUUUAGAGAAAUGGGCUUCAAUGGUGGAAAUUAGUGACAAUUUACAUGUGAGAAUCGCUGUCGUGGGGAAAUAUACAGACCUCUCAGAUUCUUAUCUCUCUGUCUUGAAGGCUCUCUUGCAUGCUUCUGUGGCUUUCCGCAAAAAGCUUGUUGUUGAUUUGGUUCCAUCUUGUGAUCUUGAAAAGACCACAAAGAAAGAGAAUUCACACGCAUACAAGACUGCCUGGAAGUUACUCAAGGGAGCAGAUGGAGUUCUUCUCCCUGGAGGGUUUGGUGAUAGGGGAGUGGAAGGGAAGAUUCUUGCAGCAAAAUAUGCGCGAGAAAACAAUGUCCCAUUCCUCGGUAUCUGUCUCGGGAUGCAGAUCGCUGUCAUUGAGUUUUCGCGCUCGGUUCUUGGCUUGCCUGAUGCAAACAGCACCGAGUUUAAACCUGAAACCGAACAUCCAUGCAUCAUAUUCAUGCCUGAGGGGUCCAAGACUCAUAUGGGAGGCACAAUGCGGUUAGGCUCAAGAAGAUCCUAUUUUCAUGUCAAAGACAGCAAAUCUGCAAGACUAUAUGGGAACAAAGAGUUUAUUGAUGAGAGGCAUCGACAUAGAUACGAGGUGAAUCCUGAUAUGGUUGAAUGCCUCGAGAAGGCUGGUCUCUCUUUUGCUGCAAAAGAUGAAUCUGGCCAACGCAUGGAGAUUGUUGAAGUUCCAAGCCACCCUUUUUACAUCGCUGCUCAGUUCCAUCCUGAAUACAAAUCAAGACCCGGGAAAGUAUCUCCUCUGUUCUUAGGACUAAUCGCAGCAUCUUGUGGUGAACUAGAUGCAGUUAUGAAUCCAGUUUCCAUCCAACAAGACAACAACCAACGUAUACUACUUGGAAAAGGAACAAGGAUUGAUACAAAAAAUGGUUGUUGUAAUGGAACCAACAAGAAAUCUCAGAAACAUCUCGUCCGAUGGUUAUGCUUCUUUGAUCCCCUGCUUUUGCUCAGUGAAGUGGUAGAUUCGAGCUUGAUGAAAUCUUUCAAUGUUGCUGCACCGGAAGCUCAUAUCGAAGAGGACAAGGACAUUAAUGUAGAACAUCCUAAUAGUCCGCGUCAUCGGAAGGUUCUUGGAAGAUGGGAUCCAACUAAAGGGCAGAGGCCAGUCCUAAGUGAAGCUCCUGUAUUCAAACCUUCAUUAGAGGAGUUUCAAGAUCCAUAUGGUUACAUAGAAAAGAUACGUCAACGAGCUGAAUUAUUUGGUAUUUGUCGAAUCAUACCACCCGAAAACUGGUCUUUUCCUUGUCGACUUAAGGAGAAAAGUAUAUGGGAAGGGAAAAAAUUCCCAACAAGAAUUCAAAACAUUGAGUUACUCCAAAACCGAGAGCCCAUUAAUAAGACGGUGAAGAAGCCAAAAAAGGGAAGGAAAAGGAAGAGACAAAAACACUCAACAAUGGUCCUCGCUGCCGAGACAACCAAAGAAGAAAGCUUUGGUUUCAUCUCGGGCUCGGAAUUCACUCUCCAGGAGUUUGACAAGUACGCAAAAUGUUUUAAAGGCUCCUACUUUCAAAGGAAAGACCCAGCUGGAGGAGAUGCAAAAUGGUAUCCAUCUCUUGAGGAAAUCGAAGGAGAAUACUGGCGAAUAGUUGAGAAACCAACGACUGAAGUUGUGGUUUAUUAUGGAGCCGAUUUACAGAAACAUGUUCUUGGAAGUGGAUUUUACCAAGAUAUGGAGGAAAUGUCAACCAAGAAGAGUGAAAUGGCUCGAUACAUAGCUUCCGGUUGGAACUUGAACAGGUUACCGCGUCUACCUGGUUCUGUACUCGCGUUCGAGGAUAGUGACAUCUCCGGUGUUGUCGUGCCAUGGCUCUAUGUUGGGAUGUGUUUUUCAUCUUUUUGUUGGCAUGUGGAGGACCAUCACUUAUAUUCAGUGAACUAUCUUCAUUUUGGCGAGCCAAAAGUAUGGUACGGAGUUCCUAGAAGCCAUGCAACCAAACUGGAGCAGGCGAUGAAGAAACAUCUUCCUGACCUGUUCGCCGAAGCACCUGAUCUACUUCAUGGACUGGUUACUCAGUUUUCUCCUUCGGUUUUGACGACGGAAGGCGUCCCGGUUUAUCGGGCGGUUCAGCAGCCAGGGGAGUUUGUUGUGACGUUCCCUAAGGCGUAUCAUUCUGGAUUCAGCACCGGAUUCAACUGCGCAGAAGCGGUGAAUAUGGCUCCGGUUGAGUGGUUAUCUCACGGACAGAAAGCUGUGGAAAUAUACAGUAAAGAGGCUCGGAAAACGUCUCUGUCUCAUGACAAACUUCUCCUCGGUGCUGCUUUUGAAGCUAUUAAGUCGCUUUUGGAACUCUUAGCUGGUGGGGAAGAAACUACUGAUAACCUAAGAUGGAAAAGAUUCUGCGGGAAGAAUGGAACUCUUACUAAGGCACUCAAGAUUCGGUUACGUGAGGAAGAAUCAAAUAUCAGAGUGUAUGGAACCGGUUUCACCUCGCUUGAUAUGGACAAGGAUUUUGAUUCAGGAUCAGAAAUGGAAUGCCUCUCCUGCUUGUACGACUUGCAUCUCUCUGCUUCUGGAUGCUUUAACUGCUUUCGCGGAGACUAUGUUUGUUUGAUACAUGUGGACGAUAUUUGUUCGUGUGAAGUGAAAAAUCCCUUCAUCAUUCUUCGUUACACCAUGAAUGAGCUAAGCUCACUGGUCAGAGCUUUGGAAGGCGAAACAGAGGAUCUAAACACUUGGGCUUCUAGACUUAUCAUCCAAGAUUCUUCAAAGACUCAGAAGGGAGAAUCUAGUUCUAGAGUUAUCAUCCAAGAUUCUUCAAAGACUGAGAAGGGAGAAUCUAGUUCGGUUAUCGAUGUUGAAAAACCGGUUAAGGAGGUGGCUACAUUUGAUCUGAAUGUAGACUUACAGCCUGAUGGUGAGUGUGAUGUUUCAACAGAGAACUUUGAUAAUGCGUUCUUGAUCAGCUUUGAUGCAUGUGUUGAGCCUAUAAACUUCGGGGACUUGGUUUUUGGAAAGCUUUGGUCUAACAAGCAUGCGAUAUUCCCAAAAGGGUUUACGAGUCGGGUAAAGUUCUAUAACGUGCAAGAUCCAAUGAGACUGAGCUAUUACAUUUCUGAGAUUGUGGAUGCUGGACUCAUGGGUCCACUCUUCAGGGUAACAUUGGAAGAAUAUAAAGAGGAGAGCUUCUCCAGUGUCUCAGCUCAGAAAUGCUGGGAAAUGGUGUUGAAGAGAGUGAACGAAGAGCUCUCAAAACACUGCAGCAGCCAAGAGAUAAAUCUAAAUGCUUUGGAAAGCAUUAAUGGCCUCAAGAUGUUUGGUUUUCUCUCCCCAUCCAUAGUUCAGGGGACUGAGGCUCUUGACCCGAACCAUCGCUUAGUGGAUUACUGGAACCAUAAGAAAGAGAGGGAGUCGUUGGAGAAGAAAGAUUGCGUCGCAUCAACUUCUUCACCGAGCUUAACCAAAGUAAGACUUUUUGGGGUCGAUUUGAAGUGA